Molecule: messenger RNA, 852 nt
Organism: Penicillium angulare
Lineage: Eukaryota; Fungi; Ascomycota; Eurotiomycetes; Eurotiales; Aspergillaceae
Exons: 2
Coding region: 1-852 (283 amino acids)
Cellular component (GO): nucleus; cytoplasm
Source: RefSeq, a predicted model, not a curated record
AUGCGCAUUCUAUGUAUGCACGGAAGUGCUAUCAAUAGCGCCAUUUUCCAGGCCAAGACAACACGGCUACGGUCUCUCUUGCCACCGGAUUAUACAUUCAUAUGGAUGGAUGGAGAUUUUCACGUCCCUGCCCAGAAAGAACUCUCGGACGUAUACCCUGGCCCAUAUUUAUCACAUUUGGGGGAUUUUACAACAAAAGGUGUCGCAACCGCAGUAGCCAAAGUCGAGGAUUUUAUCCGAAAUCACGGACCUUUUGAUGGCGUCAUGGGUAUUUGCGAGGGUGCGAGCCUCUGUGCGACGGUGAUUCUGAAACAUCAGGAGGAAUAUCUGGACUCGCCGUCUCCAUUCAAAUUCGCCAUCUUCAUCAACAGCUGGCUGCCAUUCUCGUGGACACCCAAGCUCGGCCACGACGUCACGAAUGUCUUCUUAAGCGAUAAUCCUCUUGACACAAACGUUGAAGCUUGGCAAAAAGCAAGUCCCUCCUAUGAACUGAAGAUAGAACCGCUAAAACUGGUCGCAGAGCAUGCACUGUUUGAUAUUAAUCCCGAGGUCGAAUUGAAGUGGAGGGCUACUAUCGAUACAGUCGUGAGAAAGGAAAAUGACCAUCUGAGACCACGCUGCUUCCACCCGGAAUUAUACGACGACCGGCUUGAAUUGGCGACAGCUCAUCUUUGGGGAGAGCGCGACAUAUUCGAUCCGCAAUCAAGAAAGUUCUUUCAAUUGUGUGACCCAGAAUUAGCCACAUCCCACCAGCACGAUGGCGGCCAUGACUUUCCGCAGUCAUGGGAUGAUAAUGAGAGGUUUAGCGAAAUCAUUCAGAAGACUGUGUUAAAAAGUCAGUUUGCUAUGUGA